AUCCCGGCACCCUGACGAUCACCGUUACCCCCAUCUCAUACCCUUCGUGAGGCCUCAACGCCUCGCAGCCCACACUCGUUCGACUGCCGACGUUCACUAGUACAGGACAAAGAAUGUUCAAAAGAUACCAGGGAGGAUUGAAGCGUGCGGCUGCAGCAGCUCUGCUGGGCGCCCCGCUUGUGAAGGCUGCGAAUACGUUCAAUGUUUCUACGAAGUCUUCCCUCGCUCCCUACUUGGCUGGCUUCUCGUCGUCGUCAGACCCUUCAGCGCCCGCGACCAAUGCGGCUCUCAAAAUCGUCGUUCCCGUGCAAGCUGGCGACGAGCAGACGUUCAGUGAGGUGCUGGUGGAUACGGGAAGUGCCAUCCUCUGGGUUGGUGCCUUGGACGCGUACCAGCCUGGACAAUACACCCAAGUCACAAAUGAUACCUUCAGCGUUGGCUACGGCGUCGGCGGUGUCAACGGUACCGCAUACAAUGACCGUGUCACGGUCGGUUCUGCUACGGUCAACUCUCAGAUCAUCGGCAGCGCAGACUACAUGUAUGGCUUCACCCUCGAGAAGCCCAUUGACGGUAUCCUCGGCCUCGGACCCUCUGGCUCCAACCAAGGUGAGGUCAGCGGAAGCAACACGACGUCGACCUUCGUGGAGAACUUGGUGUCGGAGGGUACGAUCGACGAGCCGGUGUUCGGGAUCUACGUCGGUCCCCUGGACGACAACGCGGAGAGCGUCGGUCAGAUCACGUUCGGUGGCAUCGACGAGAGCAAGAUUAACGGAGACCUCGUGUGGCUCAACCAGACACCGCCUUACAACUUGCACUGGGAGUUCAACGUCUCGAGCUUCAGUUGGGGCAAUCUCACCGCAAGUGGGCCUCUCUACGGACGCACCGACACCGGCGUUCUUCCCGUCACCGUUCCCUUCGACCAGUUCUUCGACAUGCUCGACAUGAUCCAGGGCGCGGCGAUCGAUGAUUCUUCGCUCCUGAAUGGCUGCAUCACCUUCCCGGGCAACGCCACCACAGACGAGCUACCCCCGCUCGAGAUCGGCCUCGGCAGCCUCCUCUUCAACAUCACUGCGGACCAGUACAUCGUCCCGAAGACCUUGUACCCGUCGCUGAACAUCACGGAUGAUGGGAUGACGCACACCUGGAUUGGAUCUGGUGGCCCAUCGGCCUUGACUCUCGGCCAGAAGUUCCUCGAACAUGCGUACUCGGCGUAUGACAUGGACAACCACCUCAUCGGCUUUGCACACCUUGCGUAAGACGACGGUGCUCUCUCUUGUCUUGCGCACCAGACAC
Molecule: messenger RNA, 1293 nt
Organism: Rhodofomes roseus
Lineage: Eukaryota; Fungi; Basidiomycota; Agaricomycetes; Polyporales; Fomitopsidaceae
Product: acid protease
Exons: 13
Coding region: 114-1256 (380 amino acids)
Biological process (GO): proteolysis
Molecular function (GO): aspartic-type endopeptidase activity
Source: RefSeq, a predicted model, not a curated record